AUAUUGAUGAAUGUUCUCAAAACCCCCUACAAUGUGGCCCUAACUCAAUCUGCAAAAACCUUCUGGGGAGAUACAAAUGCAGCUGCACUCCUGGUUUCUCUUCUCCCACUGGAAAUAACUGGAUCCUGGGACAAGCAGGCAGUUUCACCUGCACAGAUGUGAACGAGUGUGCAGACACCACCGCGUGCCCGGCAUAUGCAACGUGCACCGACACCAAGGACAGUUACUAUUGCACUUGCAAACGAGGCUUCCUGCCCAGCAAUGGCCAAAGUAAAUUCAAGGGCCCAGGAUUGAAAUGCAUAGAUAUUGAUGAAUGUUCUCAAAACCCCCUACAAUGUGGCCCUAACUCAAUCUGCAAAAACCUUCUGGGGAGAUACAAAUGCAGCUGCACUCCUGGUUUCUCUUCUCCCACUGGAAAUAACUGGAUCCUGGGACAAGCAGGCAGUUUCACCUGCACAGAUAUCAAUGAGUGCAACACCAGUGGGACCUGCCCUGAGCAUUCCAAUUGUGUCAACUCCGUGGGAAGCUACAGUUGUGAGUGCCAAGAUGGAUUCACCUCUGUCAACUCCACCUGUCAAGAUGUGGAUGAAUGUUCCAGGAACUCAACUCUUUGUGGCCCCAAUUCUGUCUGCCUCAACAUCCCAGGAGCAUACCGUUGCUCCUGUCUUCCUGGAUUCUUUAUGCCUGAUAUUUCGACCCCUGAGCAUCCAGAUACUUUCAAAUGUACAGAUAUUGAUGAGUGCGCAGAUAUUGAAAUGUGUCCUAUCAACGCAGCAUGCACCAACACUCCUGGGAGCUACUUUUGCACCUGCCAUCCUGGCUUUGUGGCAAGUAAGGGACAGCUGAAUUUCACAGGCAAAAGCGAGAAAUGUAGAGAUAUUGAUGAAUGCCUCAAAGAUCCGUCACCAUGUGGUUCAAAUUCCAUCUGCACCAAUGCUCCGGGCUCCUACAGCUGUAGCUGCACUGUGGGCUUUCGUCCCAAUCCAGAAGGCUCUGUGAAACAUGGCAACUUCAGCUGCAAAAGUAAUAAUUUCCUUGUGUGUCUUGACAAUGGCAUCUGUGUCUUGCUUUGAUUGUAAAAUCCUCAUUCUACCCAAGCUCUGGAUCCUUCUCUUACUCUCAUCUUGUUCACAUAUUAUUUUUAUUUUUAUUCAUUCAUUUACUCACUCAUUAAUUC
Galeopterus variegatus (Sunda flying lemur) is the source of this 1177-nucleotide messenger RNA. RefSeq names its product EGF-like module-containing mucin-like hormone receptor-like 1. NCBI's taxonomy places the organism in Eukaryota, Metazoa, Chordata, Mammalia, Dermoptera, Cynocephalidae. The record is from RefSeq and is a predicted model, not a curated record. Gene Ontology annotation, molecular function: calcium ion binding. The annotation marks the transcript as partial. The transcript has 7 exons.